AUGGUCUGCAAAAAAUGCGAAAAGAAAACAUCCACCCUUGCAGCCCCCGACCCCUUCCAGCCAUCCUCCUCAACCCGCAAAAUUGGUGAAAAUAAGCUCUUAUCAGCUCGUGCCCGUGCGUCGCCUUAUGCCAAGCCGGGACAGGGAGCGAAGAAGGGGAGUAUCAAUCCGUAUGGGAACAAGUGUUUGGAUUGCAAGCAAAACGUACAUCAAAAUAAUGCUACCAGGUGUCAAAAGUGCGCGUACAAGAAGGGAUUAUGCGCCAUCUGUGGAAAUAUCGUAUUAGACACAAAAGGCUAUAAGCAGUCUGCAAAAUAG
This is a messenger RNA of Cryptococcus wingfieldii CBS 7118, 318 nucleotides long. RefSeq lists its product as hypothetical. Bases 1 to 318 code for a protein of 105 amino acids. Gene Ontology annotation, biological process: cytoplasmic microtubule organization. The transcript is spliced from 5 exons. NCBI's taxonomy places the organism in Eukaryota, Fungi, Basidiomycota, Tremellomycetes, Tremellales, Cryptococcaceae. The record is from RefSeq and is a predicted model, not a curated record. Gene Ontology annotation, molecular function: microtubule binding.